Molecule: messenger RNA, 2849 nt
Organism: Ilyonectria robusta
Lineage: Eukaryota; Fungi; Ascomycota; Sordariomycetes; Hypocreales; Nectriaceae
Exons: 2
Coding region: 196-2580 (794 amino acids)
Source: RefSeq, a predicted model, not a curated record
CUAUCGCGCCAUCGCCACCGCCUCACCACCGCCCUCGUCGCCAAGUCGCCAGUCGCCUGCGGCAUCCUCGCCCAUUGUCGUCGCGUCCCGGCAUCCCUGGCUGCUCUGCGUCCCCCGCCGCGUCGCUUGCCUCACCCAACAGCCCGAUCAGUCACACCCGUCCUCGUCCUCCCGGCAUGCCCACGUCCACGAACAAUGGAAGCUGCGGCGAAAAAGGUCCAGUUGCUCACCCAGCGCAUCUUGCCCGAGAAGCCCCAUCACCUGUCGUACUCCCCCGACUGGCGAUACCGCAUCCCUGCCGACGACCACAAAUCCAAACACUUUGAGGAAUGGGAAAACCCCCGUUUGCAAUACACCACCCUCGUUUCAGAGGCAGAUCGUGGUGUCCUCCUUACCAGAUCCUACUACGACAUGCGUGUCGAACCCCACAAGCCUGUCCCGAGAGAGGUCAACAUCCUCUCCAAGGCCGGUGGCGAGAAGAAGAAGCUGUCUCUCAGCGACUACAAGAAUAAAAAGACCCCUGGUGUCACCUCCGAGACCACCCCGGAGCCCCCAAGUUCCAAGAAGCGGGAUCGAGAUGUUGAUCGCGCAUAUGGAGACUUGAAGCCCCUGUCCGAGAUGAGGAAGUCAGACGCCUACCGUGGAAGGGAAAACUCCCAUUCCAUCGAUCCAAAGCCACUAAAACCUCGCGAGAACAUUGUUGAUAUGAGGCUCCCUCCGAAACCACCCACGAAAGCGUCCCUCCCUCCCCGACCCAUGUCGCCGCCAGACAGCAGGAAGCGCAUGGCCGACCCCGAUGAUGAUCACCGAUCGCAGAAACGUUCACGACCAGACCCCAGUCGGACUUCCGACGACCGGUCGCGAUCGCGCGACGAACCCCCACGUCGCAAGGACCGAGAUUCGCUCGCGCCUUCAGAUUAUCCUUCUCAGCGGGACUCCAAACCCUCCGCAUCGUCGUCGCUCCUUAACGGCCGGUCCAGUCUGAAGGGCUCGACAGCCACCGCCCGUAACCCCUCGCCCGCGGGACGCGCGCGCGGCGAUUCGCUCAAUGGAUCUCGCCCCAACGCCUCGGGCACCGCAAAGAACACCCCCACCAAGCCCGACGCAUCUUCACGGCCAUCAGUCCCACCCUUGUUAUCGCCGCUGCACUUGAAUCUGGAUGGCCGCGACGGCGCAGAUCGGGUGGAGAGGAGAAAGGCACGCGAAGACGCCGUGGACGGCACAAGGCCAACAAAGCCCAAGAAGCAAGAAGAGCCUCCUCGGAUUAAGAGAGAGAAGUCUCCAUUGCCGGCUCGAAUGCCCCCGCUGCUAUCACCCACACUCCCACCUCUGUUGGAGGCCGAACUGUCCAAACGAGUGAAACUGGACGCCAAGUUGGAAGCCAAGCUGGACACCAAGCUGGAUACCAAGUCAGACGCCAAACCCCGGGACGACAAAGAUAGGGAGGAGCGAACCGAGCGACGGAGUGAAGAACGCCUUAAGGAGGAAAGAACCGCCUCCGCGACGGCUAGGAAGGCGCCUGUGGAGCAGGAUGAGGAUGAUUCGGGCGGGAAGGAGAAACGGAAGAGUCUGAUUGUGACGCUAUACAUCUCCAAGCGCAUCAGACAAUCGGUCAAACGCUACCUUGCAUUGCCACCGCGAAAGGAACCAUCACGACGAGAACGAUCCGUCAGCAUAGAGCCACCACCUGCGCAGGCAAAGAAGCGUCCCGUCAGCACGACCGAAACGAUAGUGGAUUCAAUAUCCGUCAAACGACCGCGAACAUCGUCCAUGUCUGCAUCAUCUCGACUCCCACCCCCUCCCUCGACCCCUUCCAAGAAGGGCACCACGGCGAUGUCGCGAGUCAGCUCCAACAACUCCCAGGUCCAUACUCCUGGCGAUCCAGUCACGGCGACUCCCUCAGCGCCUGCAUCUUCAGAGCGGCCUCUGGUUAAUGGCACAGAUGCCCCCCGGGCGGACAAGGCCGAGAUCCGGGCCAACUUCGAUAAACAGAACCGAUACUCUAACAUGGGUCGGCGCCUCAAACAUAACGGGGACGUGGCGAUGAAGCGGUCCAGCCAAGCUAAUGGCAGCGCACAACACCGUGAAUCGGGCGUAAAGCUGGGCUAUGUUCUCACUGUGGAGAGUAUCAUCGCCUUCAUGACAAGCUUCCAGGCACUCAAUGUGGGCCGUGGCCUUUCUGGAAAGGCAUGCGACCCGGCGAGUUGGGAGAGUCUGUUCCCGUUGAUGGAAUUCCUGCAAAAGGAGAUGCGGCGACUUGACAUGCGGCGGUACCAGCCGCUGUACGCCCUGAUUCUGAUGCUGCAAGCUGUGUCCGUUGAGGAAGUGGUCAAAUGCUACGGUACCUUUGAGAACCCAGCUGCCCACAUCUCCAUCCAGGAUCUCAUUCGUCAUGAACGCAACCGAGCUCGUCUCUGGCCUCUCGUCCGCGAGGCCAACGACAACAUCGAAUCAUCUUCCCUCCGCGCUUCGAUAAGCCCAUGGUCUUCCCUCGACGAGAUCUCCGGUGCCUCCAUGCGCAUUCUCCGCCACUGGUGCGCCGACGAGAACGUGGACUGGUCCCCCGAAGUUACCCUCUAGAAUCGCGGCGAUGACGGUGGCUCGGAAAGCCACACAAACUAGACGGGGCCCUCCCUGUCGGGGCGUGUCCCGGUGUUCUACUAGCUCACACACACUAUCACGACGAAAGAAGACGAAAGAGGCUUCACAUCCAUGUAUUAUGACUACUACUGCUACCAACACCAUACCGCAGCCACAUCCUCGUCGAUGCCGAGAGCAUCUCGGAGGAAUCAAGCAGCUCGCCGACCCAAUCGAUCUCCACCCUGGCUGUCAAACGCUGGCAACAGUCC